CUGCAUUCUCCUCUCUGAGUCGUGUGGGAAGCUGCUCAGUGAAUGCGGCUGCAGAAGAAGCCAGCAUACUUAUGCGCCUGACACGGAUACUGUUCUGUCUUGCAGAAGAAGGAGGGAACACAAGCCUACUUUACUCUCUUAUAACUUCCUCCAUUACCCCGGGCUGGAUAUAAUUUAAAAAUCCUUACAUUUCCUCUCCAAGUUUAUUUUGAUGACAUUCUCUGUGGACCGAUGGAUGCGCGGAGUUUCCAGCUCCUCACUUGCACCGCAGUUGACUAAAGGCUGAAUAACUGCAUUAUUCAUUUUUACGCACCGGUUUCUGUUGUCUUGACUUGUCUCUCUUGUUUCUCUCUCUGUGCUUGUCCGCUUUUUUUCGUCCGGGAGAGGAUCUUCAAUAUUGCCAUAUUCCGUCCUUUUUAAAAAGAAAAGAAAAAUUCCCUCCCGUUGGAUGGAGACUGAAAUAAGCAUCUCUUCUGCCUGCAAGUAAACAGACCGCUUAAAAAAAAACAAAUGUUUUGCAAGGAGUUACAACAAAUAACUGGGUUUAUGCUGCUCCAAUGGACAAUAAUAUACUGAUACAAAUAACCUGAUGGGAGCGUUUUGGCUGCCUAUGCCAUCUGAAGCAUUAUCUCUGUGCGCAACUUCACUCGAAACAAACGAGUAUUUAGUCAUCGGAUCGUUGGGGGUUGCUGAGCCGAGCUAAAUCCAGACGCACAGUGUUGGCCAUCCUCUCUCCCCCAUUUUUUGCUCCUCUCUUCUGCUCACCCUCCUUUUCCAGUUUCCCCCGUAAAAAACGCUCCAAGAAUGACAGACUUGUUUCACCGCAUCACCGACCGCUUUGCGCCUUUUUUCACGCCUUGGAGUCGCCGGACGCGCUGUCAAGAUCUCUAAAAACUGUCUGCCUCUCCCUUUCUCUCUCUCUGUCUCUCUCUCUGUCUUUCCCUAUCUCUCUUUCCCCUCCUUUCUCACCGUCUUUCUCUAUUUCUGCAACCAAAUGAAUGCUCUCCCAUGGAGGUAGUACAACCACCUUGGGGACCGAACAGCCAGAGGGGUGAUUUUUCCAAGCAAGAGGAGCCCGUCAGCAAGAGACGCAUCGGGUGAAAUCUGAGCUCAACCCCAUUCCCCCUCCCUCCCACCCUCCCUACCUCCCUCCCUCCUUUCUCUCCAUCUCCAGCGCACCCCCGCCAGUUUGCUCGGCUCGGGUUGAUAUACAGUAGCCUUCAUGGGGAUAUAGGGGCUGGAGAAACCUUGUUGCGCCCCUACAACUGUCUGCGUUCUACUUCAGCUUCAGAGGACUGUUUGCGCACGUCUCCAUCCAUGUCUCACCAUUGCUGCCCCGUGUCUCCAGAGGGAGCCGCAUUCAUUAGCACCUCAGCUUUGGGUUACUAAAUGGUUUUCUGGAGGAAGAUUUCUAACCGGCGAGAUGCUGCUCGUACUCCUGCUGGCAGCCUUUUCUUCCUCCAUCUCCGGCUCCCUCUCCUCCUCCCUCUCCUCCCCCUCCAUGUCGGAUAGACCUCAGAUGGCAGACCCGUCCACCUCGGACUUGAUGGCCGAGACCUGCAGUGCCUGCUCCUGCAUGUCAGUGGAAAACGUGCUGUACGCCAACUGCGAGAAGAUCACUGUCUAUCGACCCACGCAGCUCAUCCCGCCGGCCUCCUCCCUAUACCACCUGAACUUCCAGAACAACUUCUUAAUCGUACUUUACCCUAACUCGUUCCUCAACUUCACCCACGCCGUGUCACUGCAGCUGGGGAACAAUAAACUGCAGAACAUUGAAGGUGGAGCGUUCAUGGGGAUGAGCGCGUUGAAACAGCUGCACCUGAACAAUAAUGAAUUAAAGGUGCUGCGAGCAGACACUUUCCAAGGGAUAGAAAACUUGGAAUACCUUCAGGCUGACUACAAUUUGAUCAAAUACAUCGAAAAGGGAGCAUUUAACAAACUGCACAGGUUAAAAGUGCUCAUAUUGAAUGAUAAUCUCAUACAGGCACUUCCUGACAACAUAUUUCGCUUUGCUUCGCUCACACACCUGGAUAUAAGGGGGAACAGGAUCCAGAGGCUUCCUUAUUUGGGGGUUCUGGAGCAUAUUGGGCGCAUUGUAGAGCUGCAGCUGGAUGACAACCCCUGGAACUGUACCUGUGAUUUAGCACCUCUCAAGGCGUGGCUUGAAAACAUGCCCUACAAUAUUUUUAUUGGCGAGGCCAUAUGUGAAACACCAAGUGACUUGUACGGGAGACUCCUGAAAGAAACUAACAAGCAGGAACUUUGUCCUAUGGGAACAGGAAGUGACUUUGAUGUUAGAAUGCCACCCUCACCGCCUGAUAAUGGGCAGUCACCCUCCAAAAUGUCCCCAACCACUCUGGCUCCCAUGGCCACCAAAGCGCCAAAGACCACUGACUCAUCUAAGAUUUACGGUAAUGGUAUUGUGGCUGGUUUACCCCCUUUUGGAAGAAAUAGACAGAUUGUUUCGUUCCAGACACGGACCCCUCCAUUGCUGUGUCCGCAGCCCUGCAGCUGUAAAGCCCACCCCUCUGACUUUGGCAUCAGCGUCAGCUGUCAGGAGAGGAAUAUUAAAAAUUUAGACGAUCUCCUUCCCAAACCCCCAAAUGCCAAGAAACUUCACCUGAGUGGAAAUUACAUCCGUGAUAUAAGCCCGGCUGAUUUCCAAGGCUUUGAAGGCUUAGAUUUGCUACAUCUUGGCAGCAAUCAAAUUGUCACGGUCCAAAAAGGUGUGUUUUCUAACCUAACUAACCUGAGAAGGCUGUAUUUGAAUGGAAACCAGCUUGAACAGUUACACCCAGAAAUGUUUUUGGGCCUCACAAACUUACAGUACCUAUAUUUGGAAUACAAUGCCAUAAAAGAAAUUUUAGCGGGUACAUUUGACUCCAUGCCGAACCUACAACUCCUGUAUCUCAACAACAAUGUUCUGCGGAGUCUCCCUGCCUACGUGUUUGCGGGUGUCUCUUUAGCCAGACUGAAUCUAAAAAACAACCACUUCAUGACCCUACCAGUGAGUGGUGUCUUGGACCAGCUGCAAUCAUUGACCCAGAUAGACCUCGAAGGGAACCCAUGGGAGUGUUCUUGCGAUCUUGUCGCCCUCAAACUCUGGCUGGAGAAGCUAAGUGAUGGAGUGGCUGCCAAAGAGGUGAAAUGUGCCUCCCCUGUGCAGUUCUCCAACAUUGAACUGCGCCUCUUGAAAAAUGAGAUCCUGUGUCCAAAGCUUAUUGCGAGGCCGCCGUUUAUUCUCACUAGCGCAACGCCUGUUUUAACCUCACUGUCGCCUGCCGGAGUUGGAAAAGCACCGCCAGGAGGGCCUGUGCCUCUCUCCAUCAUGAUCCUUAGCAUCCUCGUAGUGCUGAUUCUCACUGUGUUCGUGGCCUUCUGUCUGCUAGUCUUUGUCCUGAGGCGGAAUAAAAAACCAGUAGGCAGGCAGGAGGGGCUUGGGAAUCAGGAGUGUGGCUCCAUGUCUUUGCAGCUCCGCAGACGCAGUCACAAAUCAGGCAAAAAAGGCUCCAUCCCGGGAGACGACUUGGGAGGCGAGACAUUCAUCCCCCAGACAAUCGAGCACAUUGGCAAAAGCCACACCUGCGGGAUUGGACGCUCCUCAGACAUGGACGCUGGUUUCAAGUUUGCAGACUCACAGAGGCAGAAGAUUAUCCUCCGGAACAGUGCCGACAAGGACAAAGACUCGCUUUCCACCCUGGAGCGCAACAAACGCCUCAGCACCAUUGACGAACUCGAGGAGUUCCUCCCCCACCGAGAGCCCAGCAUGUUCAUCCAGAACUUCCUGGACAGCAAAAGAGAUUUCAACAGUAUAGGGAUGGGCGGGUACGAAAUCCGUUACCCGGAGAAAACGCUGGAUAAAAAGAUGAAGAAGUCAUCGCUGAUAGGCGGGAACCACAGUAAGAUCGUGGUAGAGCAGAGAAAAAGUGAGUAUUACGAGCUGAAAGCCAAGCUCCAAGGAACGCCUGAUUACCUGCAGGUGCUCGAGGAGCAGACUGCGCUGAGUAAAAUGUAGGGAUUGUUGCAUUUGAUUUAGUUCAUUGAUUACACACACACAAACACACACACUCACAAGACAGAAGUCAGACACACAUACAGGCAGAUAGACCGCCAAACACAUCUGCCUUUCUCUGGUUCCUUUCCCCCCCUUGCCACACACACAGACAGACACACACA
This is a messenger RNA of Etheostoma spectabile (orangethroat darter), 4176 nucleotides long. RefSeq names its product SLIT and NTRK-like family, member 4 (gene slitrk4). Gene Ontology annotation, biological process: axonogenesis; positive regulation of synapse assembly. Bases 1424 to 4015 code for a protein of 863 amino acids. Gene Ontology annotation, molecular function: protein binding. Lineage: Eukaryota; Metazoa; Chordata; Actinopteri; Perciformes; Percidae. The record is from RefSeq and is a predicted model, not a curated record. Gene Ontology annotation, cellular component: glutamatergic synapse. The transcript has 2 exons.